AUGAUUUGUGGUAUUUGCUGCAAGAAAAUUGAUUUAGUGCACUUGCUUAAAUGCAAUGGUUGUAAGGUGGGAUAUCAAUAUAGUUGUGUGAAUAUUACCCCGGCCACUUUUAAUGAUGGGCAAACACAGACCAAGCGCAAUUUUAAAUGCGAUUCGUGUGCCAAUGUAACCCAGCGGAUACGGGUAACAGAUGAUACUCCGGUACGGAGUCUUCGCGUGGGUAUAAUGGAUUCCCAAAGAGAUAAGCAAUGUACUCCAUCUUUUGAUGAUAAUGGGUCGAGAGAAAGUGAGGUACUAAGAGCCACCGACACAUCCAACUUGGUUGAUGUAAUGGAGAAAGUUAAUACCAUGAUACUAGAAAAAUUGAGUGCUCUUGAGUCAAAAAUAUUGGGAGAAAUUAAGGAUACAAUAAGGGUUUUAGCUCUAGAAAAUAGCAAAUUGACACAGAAGCUGCAAGAAGCCAAUAAAAAGUGUGUAUCUUAUGAACAAUAA
Messenger RNA from Arctia plantaginis, 492 nucleotides. NCBI's taxonomy places the organism in Eukaryota, Metazoa, Arthropoda, Insecta, Lepidoptera, Erebidae. The record is from the annotation of a GenBank genome assembly.